AUGAUGGUAUUGAUUAACUUUUUAGUGCUGGUAUGGGUCUCAUGUGAUAUUAUAUCAUCGAGUGCAAUUCCAGUUCCAGGUACGAAGCUCAGCAUCACUGCAGGAUUCACGGACAACGACCUUCUGAACGCUGUACAUGAUGAUGACAUCAAAAUAUUUUUCUUCGGCAAAAACUCAUCCGAAGGUGUCCAACUUAACAUAACAGAUGAGAAGGCCGUGCAAAAUACGUCAUUUUCGACAACCAAGCAAACGUUUUUCGUGACCCAUGGAUGGAAUAAUGACAAGACCAGUAAAAUGCCCAGAUUAAUAAGAAAGGCAUUGUUGGAAAACUACGAUGUGAAUGUGUUCAUCGUAGACUGGAGCAGUCAUUCCAAAUCACUUUAUUCCCAGGCUUUCCUCGUUAUAGAAUCUAUGGGAAAAUUAUUGGCAUCAAAAAUUUCUGCUUUACAAAACAAUACUGGUUUAGAAUUGGGGAAGACUGCACUAAUUGGACAUUCGCUUGGAUCCCAUAUUUCUGGAGUAGCAGGUUCUGCCUUGGAUGGUAAAAUCGACUAUAUCCUAGGUAUGGAUCCAGCAGGACCUCUCUUUUUGUACGACGACGUCUCUAACAGAAUCUCACCAGCCAGUGCACAAUUUGUCCAGAUAAUGCACACCUGCGGGUCUAUCCUUGGCUUCAGCAAGCCUCUUGGAAUGGCAGAUUAUUACCCCAAUGGGGGUAUGAGUCAGCAUGGUUGUGGAUUGGAUGUUACUGGUAGCUGUUCUCACAGUCGAUCGUAUUACUACUACGUCGAAUCUUUGAAAUCCGGGCAGUUUGUAGCUCAAAAAUGCGAGAGUUAUGAUGAUUUCAAGAAGGACAAAUGUUUUGGUAGUCCAUCUAUCAUGGGAGGAUACAACAUAGAUAGAAGCGCAAGAGGAAGUUACUACUUGGAAACAAAUGAUAAGGCACCUUUCGCAAAAUCUACUAAUAAGACUGUUUCCAAGUUUUGA
Molecule: messenger RNA, 987 nt
Organism: Phaedon cochleariae (mustard beetle)
Lineage: Eukaryota; Metazoa; Arthropoda; Insecta; Coleoptera; Chrysomelidae
Source: the annotation of a GenBank genome assembly